Molecule: messenger RNA, 417 nt
Organism: Metschnikowia bicuspidata var. bicuspidata NRRL YB-4993
Lineage: Eukaryota; Fungi; Ascomycota; Pichiomycetes; Serinales; Metschnikowiaceae
Gene: MMD1
Product: isoleucine biosynthesis protein
Exons: 3
Coding region: 1-417 (138 amino acids)
Cellular component (GO): cytosol; mitochondrion
Molecular function (GO): deaminase activity
Source: RefSeq, a predicted model, not a curated record
AUGUCCCAAAGAUCCAUUAUCACACCUGUUAAGACUGCCAACGCCCCACCACCAGCAGCUUCUUACAGCCAGGCUAUCAAGGUAAACGGUUUCAUUUACGUAUCGGGCCAAAUCCCUUACACUCCAGAAAACAAGCCUUUGCCAGGCAAGCCUACUAUCGCGGAGCAAGCCGAGCAGGUGAUCCAGAACGUGAAAAACAUUUUGGAGGCGUCCAACUCGUCGUUGAACCACAUCAUCAAGGCCAACAUUUUCUUGACAGACAUGGACACCCAAUUCGCCGAGUUCAACGGCGUUUACGGAAAGUACUUCAACGACCAUAAGCCAGCCAGAUCUUGCGUUGCCGUCAAGCAAUUGCCUUUGGGCGUAGAGUUGGAGAUGGAAGUUGUGGCGAUCGACAAGGACGCCAGCAAAUUGUAA